AUGUCUGCCGAGGAACACCCCGUCGAGUACCUCGCCCUCGAGGCCCUUGAGGAUGAGUUUGAGGAUGUUGAGGUUGAGAUUCUCCGCAAGCAGCACGAGCUCACCAAAAACCUUUACGUGAAGCGCCAGGCCGUCAUUGAUAAGAUCCCUGGCUUCUGGCCUCUCGUCAUCGAGCAGUCCCCGCCCGAGAUUGACGAGUACAUCCAGCCCACCGAUGCUGCUCUGUUUAUGACCUCCCUGACCAACCUCCACGUGGAGCGCCACGAGAUGCCCAACGGUGACCCCCGCAGUGUUAGGAUCACCUUCACCUUCUCUGAGAAUGACCACUUUGAGAACAAGACGCUCACCAAGGAGUUCAACUGGCGCAACGCCAAGGACGGCUCCUCCGGCUACGUCUCUGUCCCCGUCGAGAUUCAGUGGAAGGAGGGCAAGGACCUGACCAACGGCAUGCUCGACCUCGUCAGCAAGGUGUACAAGGAGGACGCGGCCGACUCGGACAACAAGAAGAAGCUCAAGGAGCUAAUCGAGGAGACUGGCCUCGACGGCCUCAGCUUCUUCUCUUGGUUCGGCUACCACGGCGCCAAGAUCACCGAUGCUGAGCACCAGGAGGCCACCAAGAAGCUCGAGGAGGUCCGUGCCCUGCGCAAGGCUGGCAAGGCUCCCGAGGAAACCGACAUGGAUGAGGAUGAGGAUGAGGAUGAGGACUGGGAGAUCUGUCCCGGCGCUGACGAUGUCGCCGUCUGCAUCGCUGAGGACCUUUGGCCCGGCGCCAUUAAGUACUUUAUGAACGCCCAGGAAGGCGACAGCUUCAGCGACAUGGACUUUGAGGACGCUUCAGACGAGGAGAUGGAGGAAUAG
Molecule: messenger RNA, 858 nt
Organism: Emericellopsis cladophorae
Lineage: Eukaryota; Fungi; Ascomycota; Sordariomycetes; Hypocreales; Bionectriaceae
Product: putative nucleosome assembly protein-like protein
Exons: 3
Coding region: 1-858 (285 amino acids)
Biological process (GO): nucleosome assembly
Cellular component (GO): nucleus; chromatin
Molecular function (GO): histone binding; chromatin binding
Source: RefSeq, a predicted model, not a curated record